Messenger RNA from Phymastichus coffea, 3504 nucleotides. Its product is annotated as putative mediator of RNA polymerase II transcription subunit 12. The coding region runs from base 240 to 1946 and encodes 568 amino acids. The transcript is spliced from 2 exons. Lineage: Eukaryota; Metazoa; Arthropoda; Insecta; Hymenoptera; Eulophidae. The record is from RefSeq and is a predicted model, not a curated record.
UCUGCAUCAGUUACCAUCUCACUUGAUAUUCGUUAGCGUGGUAAGGAUUAUAAUUUGAUGUAUCGUUGUAUGUAAAAAUGGCCAGAAGCUAGCAGGCUACUUUUAUGGAGCGGUUUUUUUCUGAAGUGAACAAAUAAUAGAGUGAUAAUCAAUCGAAUUAUAAGGAUAACUAGCGUUUCGAUUGUUUAAAAUUAGAGUAAAAUUGAGUUAAAGUCGACUUGAUUCGCACUAAGUGAAAAAUGAAUAACCAAAAUGUUGAAUCUCAAAAUGCCGAAGGAAAGAUGUCGACGAGAAAAGAACCAACAAGCGCAAUGGACACGUACGAUUAUGGCAAUACUCAGUCCGACCAACUGUAUACAGAUGCGUUUUCUUCUAAUGACAACAGAUUUCAAUCAUUAAUCCACGAUGACUAUUACGCGACAAACACUGAUCCGCAGCCUCAGCAAAGUCAAAGUAACCCAGCUACUGCGUAUAGUCUCGAAUCAGAUGUAACAUUUGAACAAAGUGAGCAGCAAAAUACAUCCUUAAGCGAGAAUAGAUCAGUGAUAGCAGAGCUGCCAAAAGUACCUAUGGCUUUAAGGGACACUCGCAUACGUCGCCGACGAUCACAACAAAAUGCUAGGUCGACAGAACAGCAGUUGGCACAACUUAGCGAGUCUUCUUUUACAGUGACGCCUGCCGGUUACUCUAAUCCGACGUCAACGUAUAUCAAUAAUCCAUCAUACUCGGAAUCUCAAAAUUCGAAUUUGAACGGUACAAGCGCCACAGCUCUCGAUGAUUCGCAAGCUGAACAAACAAGUUUCACAUCAAAUAAUCGAUUAUCACAGACCGCCUCCAAUCCAGAUGUGAAGCAGCAAGCCGACAGUGAGCCAACCGAAAGCAUUAAUUCUGUAAUGGCACACCAAUGGCAGGAGCGUCGUGAAAGUCUGCCGACGAUGCCGCACGAUCCAACUUUUUAUUGCCAGUGGCAACUAAAUCCACCCGAGGCUGUUAACGUCGCUGACAUUCAGAAGCGGAAAUUAGAAUCUUUCGUGAGAAUGAGAAAAGAACAAACUCAUGCAGACAGCGAAAAUAGUAGAAGCUCGUCCCCGGACCAAAUGAGAAAGCAGAAAAAGAAAUUACAACCUCAGUCAUGUGAGUCCCAAGAGCAGCCGCAACUGCAGCCCCCACUGCAGCCCCCACUGCAGCCCCAACUACAGCCCCAACUGCAGCCCCAACUGCAGCCCCAACUGCAGCCCCAACUGCAGUCCCAAUAUCCCCAAUAUCAAAUGCAACAACAAAAUGCUUCGCAAUCGCCAAGACGCAAUCACCGCCGUAAGUCGCCACAGAUUACACCUCAGCAGUAUUCAAGUUCACCAAAUGGUUCGCCAUUUCAAUUCCCGAUCACACAGCAACUGCUCCCCUAUAUGCAAUCAGCAAUUGCUCAGCAAAUGCAGCAAGUUAGCCAAUCGAAUGAUAAUAAUUUAAAUUACAAUAUUUCAACAAUGCAGCAGCAGCUUAUGUUGCAGUCGCUGAAGCAACAGCAGUUACAGCAACAAUUAUAUCAGCAAUACUACAAUUCAACAGUAGGUGCAAAUUUGUUGGAACAAUUUCAACAACUCAAUCAGCAACAGUAUCAAGAAGGGCAAAAUACGAUGGCAAAUAUGCCAAAUUCAAAUAUUUCAUCCUCAACCGAAACGUCGUUUGUUAACCAUCAAUCAACUUCUCAACCCUCCAACCUUCCAGACAGAUUUAAUCAAAAUGCUGAACCCGGGGCAAGUUCUAGCGAUAGGUGGCUCAACAAUGCUUCAACUUCGAAUGGUGAAAGAAUGACAAGAAAUGAAGAAGAAUCAAGUAGCAAUAAUGUCGCCGGAUCCGUAUAUAGUGGAAAUGGAGCAUGGCAUAACAACUAUUCAAUGCUACAAAAAUGGCUACAAACGCUACAGCAUGAUAAUUCCAAAAAGUGAGGUGAAGUCUUGCGAUAUAGAAAUCCGGAGUAAGCUGUCAAUGCUUCAAUCUUUUAUUAAAGACUAAGACGAAAAUGCAAUCAGUAAGAUUUGCAAUUAUUCUAGUGACUAUGUUUAUUCAAUGUAAUUUGUUUUAAUUGAUUUCUAAACUCAAUUUUUAGAUAUGAAUUGUAUGCGAAAUCACGAUUUCCACUUUUAAUUGCAGAUUGUAAAUAGCGAAGAAAAUUUGUGUUUAGUCAACUAAAAUCAUCAGGCCAAUUGUUAUUUACCCAGCUAAAGUUGUGCCGACGAUGAAAAAUUGUUCCCGCGUUUAAAAUAAAGUGUUGUGAUCUUUUAGUUGCCGUCCAUCUUUUCAAUAUAAAAAAACAUUAAUUUCUUAUAUAUAUGUAAAGCUUUGCGAUCGUUACGUACAGCGAAUGAAACUUGUUGUAACAGAUAGAACAACAUAUUUAGCUCUGACAUUGGCUCUAGCGGCGCAGUUCUAAUUUCCAAUGUUAUGUGGAAAAGUUUAUUGUGGCAGUAAAUGGUUUGCGCGCGAAAUGCGAAACGCGGGUGUAGGCUGAAAGUUGAAAGGUUCGCUGUGACCGCGAAAGUCGUCGACGACGAUUCAGCCAACUCACUGUCGGCGUCUCUGUCUCGAAUCGAUCGGAGCUGUCGGGGUGGGCGAGCGAGUAGAGCGGGAAUAGCGAGAUGCUGCUGCCGGCGUCGCUCGUGCGGCUCGUGGGAGGCUCCGCUUCGCUCGCGACACAAGGAUUUACGAUCAACUGCCUGCUCGAAGCAUCAAUAAAGUCCCUUGCAUGUGCAGCAGCAGACAGCGCGACUGUACAAUUUUUCGCUGAAAGCGCGCGCGUGCACACACCCCGUUACGGACUUUAACUGCCGCUGUUAAUGUUCACGAUGCGAUAAGCUCGCGCGAGCACAGCCUGUUCUCGACUCUUCGUCGCUCUUAACUAUUCGCUGCUUACCACUGAUUUGUCGAUGCGGCUUCACUUAUUUACGCAUCGACGAUCCUCGGUCUCACUCGCGGCCAAUGCAAAAGCGGUCAAGGAUCUUGUGCUCGCGCUUCUCCUCGUCUCAUUUCAAAUUGAUCGCACACUGCUCGCUGCUGCCGCUGCUUCUUCGAUUUCACUCUUAUUCGAGCUGUCGUAUUAUUGAUAAAGCUACUGGGACAUCAAUUUUUAUUACAAACAAAUAGCUAAGCCUUCGCUAGCACGCAAACUUCAUGUUGUGGCCCAUAUUUUAUCAAUUUUUAUUUUCGCGCGGAUGUCGCUUUCUUUUUUCUAAAUAAACAGCUCAGCGAUAGACAUUCCAGGUGUUUCAAUUUUAUUCUCGAAAGCAACUUCAGGUAUUUGAUACAGCGAUCAAUUGAACCGUUGAUCUCGAUACGUACUGUUGAGUUCUCAUGACCUUUCGAUAAAUAGACGUACGUCUAAAUGUCAUGGUGGUAAAUUCCGAAUUAUUUCUUGAAGAGUUAAAUCGGAAACUGUAAUGAACAGUCGUUUGUAUUCAUUUGAGGAUAUCGUCAAUUAAAAGUAUUAAACGAUUAAAUUUGUUUGCU